AUGGGCAUUUUCCAUGCCACUGCGAGUAGCACGGUCAGUGGACCCAAGAAAAAGAUUCUAACCAGCGUAGAGGCUACAAACGAGGACGAAGCAGCGAGAUGCGAUAUUCGCAUAGAGCAAGUUAGAUACAUCCGAGUCCAAAAGGCUUUUCACCCUUAUCCAAAGAGGCAAAUCAAGCGAUGA
Messenger RNA from Echinococcus granulosus, 183 nucleotides. RefSeq lists its product as hypothetical. Lineage: Eukaryota; Metazoa; Platyhelminthes; Cestoda; Cyclophyllidea; Taeniidae. The coding region runs from base 1 to 183 and encodes 60 amino acids. The transcript is spliced from 2 exons. The record is from RefSeq and is a predicted model, not a curated record.